Molecule: messenger RNA, 491 nt
Organism: Scutellospora calospora
Lineage: Eukaryota; Fungi; Glomeromycota; Glomeromycetes; Diversisporales; Gigasporaceae
Source: the annotation of a GenBank genome assembly
CUUAUAUUGAUCUUCUUAUUAUUUAUCUUACAACUCAUAAAAAUUCUGAUGAAUGUAAAGAUAGAAAAUAUUUACAUGAAAUAAAUUUAGCAGAACAAGAAUGGAAUUUAUUAAAAUAUCUUAUACAAGUUUUUAGACUAUUUGCAGAAGCUACUCAAUAUUUAGGUAGUAUAUACUAUUCAACAUAUAGCUUUAUAUAUCAUGUAAUUGAAAAAUUAAAAGAAAUGUUUAAACUAACAAUUGUUGAAAUAGAUGAAUUAGAUAAUGAAGAUGAGGAAGAUGUAUUUGAUUAUGAAGAAGAAGACCAAACUAAAUGCGAAGAUUCAGAAAAUAAUAAUAAAAUAAAUAAUUGUACAACCAAUGAUAAUUUAUUAUAUACACCUUGUUUACUGAAAUCAUUAGAAAAAGAUGAUUUUCAAGUAGCCAAUGAAAUUGAAGAAUAUUUUAUAAUACUAAAAAUUAGUUUACAAAAAGACCCUUUAAUAUGGUGA